CUGUUAAUGUGCCACAAUUCCCAUCAGCCAGGGCUAUUGAUCACGCUCGCGAUGGCUGAUGGGUGUUGGAGUCCAACGAUAGCUGGAGAGCUACUCCUGAGUGAAAGAUUGGGACCGUCGAGCACUACUUUUCCUGAUUCUGUUUAGCCAAGUUGGGACGGGGGCGCUGCGGGUGUAGAGGAGCUUCAUCUCUAUGGUUCGGCCCCUCGGAUGUUUUGGUUGUAACAGCAGCAGCGCGUGCGCCCAGGAGGAGCCGUUGGGCUCGAGGCAGUGCCGUCGUCAUGUCGGCGGCGAGAGGCUGCCUGGAGAAGCCGCAGAUCAUCGCGCACACGCAGCAGGGCUUGAGCCACACGGUCUUCGACUGCAAGUGGGUGCCCUGCAGCGCCCGCCUCGUCUGCCUGGGCAGCUUCCCGCGCGGCACCGGCGUCAUCCAGCUGUAUGAGCUGCAGGGCGGCAGCCUCAACCUUCUCCGCGAGAUUGAAAAAUCAAAGCCUAUUAAAUGUGGAACCUUUGGUGCUUCUUCCAUGCAGCAAAGAUAUCUAGCUACAGGAGAUUUUGGUGGAAAUCUAAACAUAUGGAAUUUGGAAGCUCCAGAAAUUCCAGUAUACUCCGUGAAGGGACAUAAAGAAAUCAUAAAUAGUAUUGAUGGUGUUGGUGGCUUAGGAAUCGGGGAAGGAGCACCAGAAAUUGUGACAGGAAGUCGCGAUGGGACUGUGAAGGUAUGGGACCCGAGACAAAAAGACAUUCCAGUUGCCAGUAUGGAACCAGCCCAAGGAGAGAGCAAGAGAGACUGCUGGACAGUUGCAUUUGGCAAUGCAUAUAAUCAAGAGGAGCGUGUUGUAUGUGCAGGCUAUGAUAAUGGGGAUAUCAAGUUGUUUGACCUUAGGAACAUGACAUUGCGAUGGGAGACCAACAUUAAGAAUGGGGUUUGCAGUGUUGAAUUUGACAGGAAAGAUAUAAAUAUGAACAAAUUGGUAGCUACAUCACUUGAAGGAAAGUUUCAUGUUUUUGACAUGAGGACUCAGCAUCCAACUAAAGGCUUUGCUUCAGUUUCAGAAAAGGCCCACAAGUCCACUAUGUGGCAAGUUCGUCACCUUCCACAGAACAGAGAUAUCUUUGUAACUAGUGGAGGAGCUGGAAACCUUCAUCUUUGGAAAUAUGAGUAUCCUGCACAGCGGUCUAAGGAAGAUUCAGAAGGAACUGAGAUGGGAGUAGCAGGUUCAGUUAGCCUUUUUCAGAAUGUGACACUGUCAACGCAGCCUAUUUCAAGCCUUGACUGGAGCCCUGACAAAAUUGGUCUCUGUGUCUGUGGUGCAUUUGACCAGACCCUGAGAGUACUCAUCAUCACUAAACUGAACAAGAUUUGACAAUGGAUUUCUAAGAAAAAAACAACGUAAGCAUUUCUAAACAAGACCCUUUUCGAAACUUAAUGGAAUUUCUUUAUGACCUCAUGCCACUCAACAAAAUGUAGAAAACCUUGUCUAGGAUGCUUUUUUUACCUCUUAGAAGUAGAUCAUACAUUUCUACAAAAUGUGCCUUCAGUUUUAGCACAUUAAAAACUUGUUUGUGCUUAACACACUUAAGUUUCAAGUGUCUUAUUUUUGUGGCAAUACCAGUUUGUUGACGCUUGUUUAAUUGUUUUUAAUCUGUAUUUUGUGUGUUCUUUGCCCACAAGAUCAUACCGUAUCCUGGAAAGCAACUUUUAGAACCAGCAAGUUUGUUGUUUGUUAGUUUGUUUGUCAGUAUGGGCUUGGAUUGCACUUACUUUGUGGAUUUAAAAUGAAUAGCUAUGUUUUAAUGGAAUAAAGGUUUAAUUUUUUUAGUGA
This is a messenger RNA of Rhineura floridana, 1826 nucleotides long. RefSeq names its product dynein axonemal assembly factor 10 (gene DNAAF10). Gene Ontology annotation, molecular function: ubiquitin binding. The coding region runs from base 282 to 1367 and encodes 361 amino acids. The transcript has 8 exons. Lineage: Eukaryota; Metazoa; Chordata; Lepidosauria; Squamata; Rhineuridae. The record is from RefSeq and is a predicted model, not a curated record.